AUGGAGAGUUGCAGUUCUAAUUCCAGAAAAUUGAUCAAGACCCUCUUUCCAAUUCUUGUUCUUCUAUUCAAAAUCUCUCACACACAAGCCAACUCCAAUUCAAACUACACCAACUUCAUUGAAUCCAAAUGCACCUUAAUCUCAACAUACCCUCCCAUUUGCAUAAAAACACUUAUCCCUUAUUCAUCUUCUAUCCAAACUAACACCAUAAAACUGUGUGACACUGCCCUUGACAUAGCCAUAGACGGCGCGAAAAACGCUUCUGAUAUGGUAUCUGAGCUAGGAAAAAAGAAAGGAAUUACAAAAUAUGAAGCUGCUGCCAUUAAAGACUGCAUUACUGAUUUGAAAGAUGCAGUGUAUGAGUUGAAGGAAACACUUGGUGCAAUGAAUCAUCUUAAUGAUACAGAUAAGGAAUUUCAAUGGGAUAAUGCUAAGACUUAUGCUAGUGCUGUUAUAAGUGAUGCAAAUUCUUGUUUGGAUGGUUUAUCUGAUAGGAAAGUGAAUCCUGUUGUGAAGACUAAGAUUAGUGGUCUGGAAACUGACAUACCUAACUCUGUUAAUAAUCCUUCUAGCGAAAUUACUUCUGAGAUUGCUGCUCCCAUGCUUCUGUAUUCAGCUUCUACUGAGCUUUUGCUUACUGUCUAUUGCUUCUUUGAUUUCCAAGAAAUCAAGUAUUCUCCCAACUUUACCGCGUACCUUGUCACUGACCUUCUAUUGUUUGGGCAUGUUGCCCAGUCUGAAUCACAAAACACUAUCAACUAG
This is a messenger RNA of Nicotiana tabacum (common tobacco), 762 nucleotides long. RefSeq names its product pectinesterase inhibitor 4-like. The record is from RefSeq and is a predicted model, not a curated record. Gene Ontology annotation, molecular function: enzyme inhibitor activity. NCBI's taxonomy places the organism in Eukaryota, Viridiplantae, Streptophyta, Magnoliopsida, Solanales, Solanaceae. Gene Ontology annotation, biological process: negative regulation of catalytic activity.